Messenger RNA from Vicia villosa (hairy vetch), 1186 nucleotides. RefSeq names its product hypersensitive-induced response protein-like protein 2. The transcript has 5 exons. The record is from RefSeq and is a predicted model, not a curated record. Lineage: Eukaryota; Viridiplantae; Streptophyta; Magnoliopsida; Fabales; Fabaceae. The coding region runs from base 163 to 1023 and encodes 286 amino acids.
AGAUCGUUUUCAAUAUAACAGCUAGUUUCAAAUCAAUUGCUUCGUCAAGUGUAUAUAUAAGAAGGAUCGCUUCAUAUUUUUCAAAUACAGUACUUCCAUUAUUUACAACUUUCAAUUUUAUCUCUCUUAUCUCUCUCUUGCUUCAACUACUAGGAUUGAAAAAUGGGUCAAUGUUUGGGAUGUUACCAAGUGGACCAGUCCAAUGUUGCUAUAAAGGAGCAAUUUGGAAAAUUUGUCGAUGUCUUGGAACCUGGAUGCCAUUGUUUGCCUUGGUGUCUCGGUUACCAGAUAGCUGGUGGAUUAUCGCUUCGUGUGCAGCAACUUGAUAUUAAAUGCGAGACAAAAACAAAGGAUAAUGUCUUUGUGAAUGUGGUUGCAUCUGUACAAUACCGCGCUGUGGCUGACAAAGCGUCUGAUGCCUAUUAUAAGCUCACCAACACAAGGGAACAGAUCCAAUCGUAUGUUUUUGAUGUUAUAAGGGCCACUGUGCCAAAGUUGGAGUUGGAUGCCGUCUUUGAGCAGAAGAAUGAUAUAGCAAAGGCUGUCGAAGAUGAGCUUGAGAAGGCGAUGUCAACCUACGGUUACGAGAUAGUCCAGACUCUCAUUGUUGAUAUCGAGCCUGAUGUCAAUGUCAAGAGAGCAAUGAAUGAGAUCAAUGCAGCUGCGAGAAUGAGGUUGGCUGCAAACGAAAAAGCUGAAGCUGAAAAAAUAUUGCAGAUCAAGAAAGCUGAAGGUGAAGCCGAGUCCAAGUACCUAUCAGGACUCGGCAUAGCUCGCCAACGUCAAGCCAUUGUGGACGGACUAAGGGACAGUGUACUCGCAUUCUCUGAUAAUGUACCCGGAACAUCGGCUAAAGAUGUCAUGGACAUGGUGCUGGUGACUCAAUACUUCGACACCAUGAAGGAUAUUGGAGCGUCAUCGAAAUCUUCAGCUGUGUUUAUACCACAUGGUCCCGGUGCUGUCAGAGACGUUGCUAUGCAGAUUAGGGAUGGCCUCCUUCAGGGAAAUGCUGCAAAUUUAUAAGUGCUUUUUGGGAUACUGUAAAUGCUUCUUAUGUUUGAAUUAUUAUUUGAUUUAUAAGGAUAACAUUUAUUAGAAUACUGAUUUCACUUACCACUAUUUAUUACUUAGAGGUACAUCAAAUGAAUGUAGUUCUUCAAAUGAAUGUUAAAAUUGAUUUUCUAAA